AUGGCAAAUGGAGGCCCCCAAGACCCGAAGUCAACAUAUGCUCGCAGCCCUGACGUGGAUCCUAUUUUACAAAAUCGACUUGUUGGAAUCGCAGACGCCUAUCCUGGCAAUCCCAUUGUCAAAUGGCUUGUCGUACCAUUUGCUCGACACCCUUUCAACGGUCAUGGUAUUGCUAUUUGGCCCGCUUAUUACAUGCAGCUUUGGCAAUAA
Penicillium cosmopolitanum is the source of this 210-nucleotide messenger RNA. RefSeq lists its product as uncharacterized. Lineage: Eukaryota; Fungi; Ascomycota; Eurotiomycetes; Eurotiales; Aspergillaceae. The transcript has 2 exons. Bases 1 to 210 code for a protein of 69 amino acids. The record is from RefSeq and is a predicted model, not a curated record.